AUGCUAGUUUUUCCUCAAAUGAGACCGCAGAUUUGCGAUGAAAGAUGUAGGGUAACAAAAUGGAUACAAGCGGAAAGAUUCGCCCCGUAUUUUGCAAGAACAAAUGUUUUACCGCAACUUCCACUACAGGAUGAAGAUAAAGAUUCUUUAAGAGGAUCUUCCCCAGAGCACACGAGCAAUUCUGGGGGAGAGAUUAGUGAGGGCAUGUGUGGAUGGAGAGGGUGCGGCAUGAGGUUCCCAAAUGUUACCCGCCUGUCUGCGCACAUAGCCCGAGUCCACGCGCACGCACAUAGAGACGGACUCUUUUACUGUUCUUGGAAAGACUGCCUCAGACCUCAAAGAGGCUUUAAUGCAAGGUACAAAAUGCUCGUGCACGUAAGGACCCAUACCAAUGAACGUCCACACACGUGCAAUCAAUGUCAAAAAAGUUUCUCUAGAGCAGAAAACUUGAAGAUACAUCUACGAUCACACUCGGGAGAGAAACCAUACGUCUGUCCUUAUGAGGGAUGCGGCAAAGCCUACUCAAACUCAAGUGACCGCUUCAAACACACUCGUACACAUACAGUUGAUAAGCCCUACUGCUGUAAAAUUCCUGGCUGCAGCAAGCGGUACACAGACCCGUCCAGCCUAAGAAAACACGUCAAAACCUACAAACAUUUUACCAAUGAAAGUAAUAAUCCGAGACGCGAAUCGUCCGAUGAACGCCAAAGCUCCGACAGUGUUUCUCCUUUACGAGAAAAUACGAUGUAUCAUCAAUCCACGUCACCACAAUCUUUAUCGUAUAGUCCUCCUGCUAAACCAACACCCAUCUUAUCUUUUAAUUCCGUCCCAACCUACUCAGGAUCAGCUUUGGGCGCUCCUUUGAGCUAUAUUCCCGUAAUAGACCACACCCCACACGUUAGACCACUAGAUCACGUAUACCCUGCCAGAGUUCCCUCACUAGAACACGUAUACCCUGACAUAGUCCCCUCAAUAGAACACGUAUUCCCUAUCAGAGUCCCGACACAAGAAAUGUCCUACUUAGAAUAUUCCCAAAUUUACGAUCAUGGCUACAGAAAUAAUCAUACAAGUAGCCUAAACCACCCAAUAUUAAGACCAACGAUAAAUGAAAAACCAUUUCCAGACGAUCAGGAUAUAUUUAACAAAACAUUUAAAAAGCCUGGGAAAUACGACAAUUUCGAGGAUGUACCCCUUAAUUUAAUAUGUGCCAAACGACUGGAAUGCAAACCAAUUGAAGAUCUAGUCAGACAAAAAGACUUACCCAUAGAUUUAAGCACUAAGAGUUGAUAAUUUUAAAUAAAAAGUGUUUCUUAAUUU
Messenger RNA from Melitaea cinxia (Glanville fritillary), 1317 nucleotides. RefSeq names its product zinc finger protein GLIS3-like. Lineage: Eukaryota; Metazoa; Arthropoda; Insecta; Lepidoptera; Nymphalidae. The record is from RefSeq and is a predicted model, not a curated record. Gene Ontology annotation, molecular function: DNA-binding transcription factor activity, RNA polymerase II-specific; RNA polymerase II cis-regulatory region sequence-specific DNA binding. Bases 1 to 1287 code for a protein of 428 amino acids. Gene Ontology annotation, biological process: smoothened signaling pathway; regulation of transcription by RNA polymerase II. The transcript is spliced from 4 exons. Gene Ontology annotation, cellular component: nucleus.